AUGUCACACACUCCAUUGAGUAAGAAACAGAAAGUUGUCUCUGAUGAAGAGCGGAUUACUCCAAACCAGAAUGAGCAAGACAACGAUAAGACGCAUCCAGAAGUCACAGCAUCUUCAUUUUUAAAAUCUCAUACCCCAAGAAAGCUGCUACUUGGCUCUGCAGAUAACAAGUAUGUCCUAUCUCAGCCGAUAAUAUCGUCAUCAAGUCAUGGUUCAUCGUCGUUACAAGUUCCCAAUCUGCAGCCACCAUUAUCUCAACCAUCCCGUGGCCGUGAUAAGAAGGCUUACUCUCAGUCUCCCCCAAGAUCCCCUGGUAGAUCACCCGUUAGAAAGUUAGAAUUGAUCCAGUUAUCACCAAUUAAGAACAAUAGAAUUGAAUUGCAAAAAUUGUAUAAUUCUAAGAAUCAAAAUAAAGUUAGAUUAUACAUAGAUAAGUUGGUUUUGCAGGAUUUCAAAUCAUAUGCAGGUACACAGAUUGUUGGUCCAUUCAAUACGAGUUUUUCUGCAAUCGUUGGUCCAAAUGGUUCUGGGAAAUCAAAUGUGAUUGACUCAAUGUUAUUCGUCUUUGGUUUCCGUGCUAAUAAGAUGAGGCAGGAUCGAUUGGGAGAUCUUAUUCAUAAAUCAGAAGCAUUUCCAAACAUACAGUCCUGUUCCGUAGAAGUACAUUUUCAAUACGUUAUUGAUGAAAAUGAUGGUACAAGUAAAAUCAUCGAAGAUAGGAAGCCUCUCGUGGUAAUGAGAAAGGCGUUCAAAAAUAAUUCUUCCAAAUAUUAUAUCAACGGUAAAGAAAGUAAUUAUACUGAAGUGACAAGGCUGCUUAAAGAAGAAGGCAUUGAUCUAGAUCAUAAGAGAUUCCUGAUCCUACAAGGUGAAGUAGAAAAUAUUGCUCAAAUGAAGGCCAAAGCAGAAAAGGAAGGAGAUGACGGUCUAUUAGAAUAUCUAGAAGAUAUUAUUGGCACAAGUAAGUACAAGACUUUAAUUGAGGAUAAAAUGGUUGAAAUUGAAGCUUUGAAUGAAAUUUGUGUUGAAAAAGAGAAAAGAUUUGAAAUUGUAGAAACUGAGAAAAAUUCUUUGGAAAGUGAUAAAGACGCUGCUUUGGAAUUUAUAGCGAAAGAAAAGCAAUUGACUCUUUUAAGAUCAAAACUUACUCAAUACAAGCUGUAUCAAACCAAUACAAAGCUUGCUACGACUUUGGAUAAGAUUUCCAAUUUCAAAAAUGCAUUGCAGGAAGAGAGAUCAAAAUAUGAAAAGAUUCAAAGUGAAAUAGAUCAAUCAACCAGGGAGUUAAGGGAAGCCAAUGAAAAAAUUAAUGCUUCUGUGGCCCAAGAACGAGAGCUAGUCCAAAAGAAAAGAGAAUACGACGGCCAAUGUGUUUCGAUGGAGGAGAGAAUCAAAAAUUUAACCCAGAAAAAGACCAAAGCUGAGAAAACACUACACGAUAAAAGGAUUGAAAUACAAAAAAAUGAGUCUAUAUUAAAAGAUUUACAAGAUUAUCAGAUGAAUUACGAUAGUGAAUUUAGUAAUUUGCAAAAGGAGCUUGAUAAGGAACGUUCCAAGUUGGAUGAUAUCAAACUAUCAUUGAAAGAUAAAACGAAGGAUAUUUCGUCACAAAUUUCUCUGUAUGAAAAAGAUAUUGAACCAUGGGUUUCUAAAAUUCAAGAAAAACAGGUACAAAUUCAAUUGGCAGAAUCUGAAAUCUCCUUAUUGAAAGAAUCACAAGCCAAAUUAAAGGAAGGACUAGGGUCUUUGAAAGUUGAAAUAGAUGACGUUAGAAAGGAAAUCGACAAUAAGAACAGUAUCAUUGAAAAUCUCAAAAAGGAACAAGUAUCUCUCAAAAAAGAAGUGUCCUUAGGUGAAUCCGAAUGCUCAAGGGCUAAAGAAAAGGAGAAAGAAAUGCGGGUAAUAUUGAACUCGCAUAGACAACGUGCAAUUGAUGCGCGCUCAGCAUUACAUAUGGCUGAAAAUAAAAGUACUGUUCUUUCAGCACUUACAAGGCUACAAAAAUCAGGCCGUAUAAAUGGGUUCCAUGGUAGAUUGGGUGACUUAGGUGUCAUUGCAGAUAAGUAUGACAUCGCUAUAUCUACUGCAUGUUCACGACUGGAUGAUAUUGUGGUCGACUCUGUAGAAUGCGGCCAGCAAUGCAUUGAAUAUUUGCGUAAAAAUAAACUAGGUUAUGCUCGAUUCAUACUUUUGGAUAAAUUGAGAAAUUUUCAAUUGGGCCAACUUCAAACACCAGAAAAUGUUCUUCGAUUAUUCGAUUUGGUCCAACCAAUUGAUUUAAAAUUUUCUAAUGCCUUUUAUAGCGUUCUUAGAGAUACACUUGUCGCUACUGAUAUAAGACAAGCUAACAGAGUAGCCUAUGGGAAAAGAAGAUAUAGAGUUGUAACUUUAGAUGGUAAACUGAUCGAUAUUUCGGGUACUAUGACUGGUGGUGGCUCUCAUGUUUCCAAAGGGUUGAUGAAAUUAAAAAAUAGCAAUAUGGAGCACCUGGAAGUCUAUGAAGCAGGUGAUGUUGAAAAGAUUGAAAGAGACCUAGCUGAAAGAGAGAACAAUUUUAAAAUUGCACACGAUACUUUACAAGAAAUGAACAACGAAUUGAAACGCCUACAGGACAAAGAACCCGAAAUUGAACUGGAAAUUGCUAAACUGUUAAUGGACGUGGACUCUUUGAACGAUCAACUGAACUUGAAGGAGCAGCAAUUGAAGGAACUAGAAAAGAAUUAUACAGAUGUUAUUAAUAAAAAGGACCCGCUUGAUAGAGCAGAAGCUUUUUUGCAGACAUUGCGCAACGAACAUAGAGCAUUAGAAGAUCAAUCACAAAGCAAAAAGGAGAAAAUCAACACCUUGAAAGAAGAAAUAAUGAAAAUUGGAGGGAAAGAAUUACAAAUUCAGAAUUCAAAAGUCAGUUCCUUGACUGAAAGGAUUGGCAUAGUAAAUGCAAAGCACAAGAAAGAUAAAGCCACAAUCAAAAGAACAGAAAAGGAGCUUCAGAAAGUGCAAAGGUUGUUCAAACAAGCUGAAUUGGAUAAUACGGCUUGUGUAAAUGAUUUAGAGACCCUCCAAACAAACGUCAUAGCUAUUAGAACUCGCCUACAAGAAACCGAGGCAGAGUUUGAUAUAAUCUUGAAUGAAAAAGAUGAUUUAACAGGCCAGUGUGAAUCUUUGAAGGAAAAGAUAAAAGAUAUGGAAGAAUCCAUGAAUGAGUAUAAGUCUUUCGAAAUAGAAAUAAAAAAUAAACUUGAAAAGCUGAAUUCUUUGCUCGAUUACUGUAAAAAGGAUAUCAGGUCUUUAAAUCAAGAACUUCAAAGUUACCAUGUAAGAGACGUUACUCAGAGUUUAGAAAAAAUUCAGAAUGAAAAUGCGAAUAAUAGUGUUGGUGUUAAACAAAGUUCCAAUAAUCUAGAUGUCUCAAGUAGUCACACUCCGAAUGUGGAUAAGCAUGAUGAUGAAAUCUCUAUGGAAGAUGCGGACAAUGACAGCCAGAAUGAAAUAGAGGAAAAAGAGCAAGAUGCAGAUAUCAUGGAUCUUGACAAUGUCACAGAGGAAGUGUCUAAGGGUAUCCCAAAGCUUACAGAUGAUGACUUGAAAUCUAUUGACCUAGAUUCACUGGAAUCUGAGAUUAAUCAAUUACAGGACUAUGUUGAAAAUUCUAAUGCAGACAUUGAACUCUUGGAGGAGUACAUCAGAAGAUUGGAAGAAUUCAAAAAGAGAAAACUGGAUUUGAAUACAACAGUAGCGAGACGAGAUGAGGUGAGAGAUGAACUUGAAAAAUUGAAGAAAACGCGUCAUGACGAAUUUAUGGAGGGCUUCAGCAUCAUUUCAUUAACUUUAAAAGAGAUGUAUCAAAUGAUCACAAUGGGAGGAAAUGCAGAAUUAGAGUUGGUCGACAGUUUAGAUCCAUUCUCUGAAGGUGUGACAUUUAGUGUGAUGCCUCCUAAGAAGAGUUGGAGAAAUAUCACCAACUUAUCCGGUGGUGAAAAAACGCUAAGUUCUUUAGCUUUGGUUUUUGCCCUUCAUAAGUAUAAGCCCACCCCUCUUUAUGUGAUGGAUGAAAUUGAUGCUGCUUUGGAUUUUAGGAAUGUUUCCAUUGUUGCUAACUAUAUCAAGGAACGAACUAAAAAUGCCCAAUUUAUCGUGAUUUCUUUGAGAAACAACAUGUUUGAGCUUGCGCAGCAACUAGUUGGAAUCUAUAAGAGAAGCAAUAUGACUCAAAGUGCCACCUUGAAAAACAAGGACAUACUCAAUUGUUGA
This is a messenger RNA of Kazachstania africana CBS 2517, 4251 nucleotides long. It is a transcript of the gene SMC4, whose product is annotated as condensin subunit SMC4. Gene Ontology annotation, cellular component: chromosome. NCBI's taxonomy places the organism in Eukaryota, Fungi, Ascomycota, Saccharomycetes, Saccharomycetales, Saccharomycetaceae. The record is from RefSeq and is a predicted model, not a curated record. The transcript has a single exon. Gene Ontology annotation, molecular function: protein binding; ATP hydrolysis activity; ATP binding. Gene Ontology annotation, biological process: mitotic chromosome condensation. Bases 1 to 4251 code for a protein of 1416 amino acids.